This is a messenger RNA of Scleropages formosus (Asian bonytongue), 4454 nucleotides long. RefSeq names its product zinc finger RNA-binding protein-like. Gene Ontology annotation, cellular component: precatalytic spliceosome. The record is from RefSeq and is a predicted model, not a curated record. Gene Ontology annotation, molecular function: zinc ion binding; double-stranded RNA binding; single-stranded RNA binding. The coding region runs from base 31 to 3279 and encodes 1082 amino acids. The transcript has 20 exons. Lineage: Eukaryota; Metazoa; Chordata; Actinopteri; Osteoglossiformes; Osteoglossidae.
AGUCAGAGUUCGUCAGAGAACAGGAACCCAAUGAUUCCCAUAUGCCCAGUAGUCUCCUUCACCUAUGUGCCCAGCCGGCUAGGUGAAGAUGCCAAAAUGGCCACCGGCAACUACUUUGGUUUUACCCACGGUGGUGCCGCCGCCCAGUACAGUCAGCAGCCAGCUGCGGGGUUAGCCUACACCCACCCCACCACAGUAGCCAGCUACACUGUACACCAGGCACCGGUGGCCGCUCACACUGUGGCUGCAGCCUAUGCCCCCACGGCCGCCACAGUAGGCGUGGCCCGUCCUGCUCCAGUGGCCGUGGCGGCGGCAGCCACAGCGGCUGCCUAUGCAGGGUACCAGCCUGCCCAUGCGGCAACAGACUAUGGCUAUGCACAAAGGCAGCAAGAGGCACCUCCCCCACCUCCUCCCGUCACAUCCCAGAACUACCAGGACUCCUAUUCAUAUGUGCGCUCCACAGCACCAGCUGUAACUUAUGACGGUAAACAGUACUACCAGCAGCCGACGGCUACUGCAGCUGUAGUUGCAGCUGCUGCACAGCCACAACCUGCUGUGGCAGAAUCCUACUAUCAGACAGCACCCAAAACCGGAUACAGCCAGGGGGCUACACAGUACACACAGACGCAACAGACCCGACAGGUGACUGCCAUAAAGCCGGCUGCACCCAGCCCUGCUACCUCCACCUUCUCUAUCUACCCAGUGUCCUCUACAGUGCAGCCAGUGGCAGCGGCAGCAGCCAGCGUGGUACCAUCCUACUCCCAGAGCCCCACUUACAGCACUACUGCUGUCACAUAUUCUGGUACAUCGUACUCUGGAUAUGAGGCGGCGGUCUAUUCUGCUGCCUCUUCCUAUUACCAGCAGCAACAGCAACAACAGAAGCAGGCAGUUGCAGCUGUGGCAGCCACAGCUGCUUGGACUGGCAGCACUUUCACCAAGAAGCCUCCCUUCCAGAACAAGCAGUUGAAGCCCAAACAGCCUCCCAAACCCCCACAGAUCCAUUACUGUGAUGUGUGUAAAAUCAGUUGUGCUGGACCUCAGACCUACAAAGAGCAUUUGGAAGGUCAGAAACACAAAAAAAAGGAGGCUGCUUUGAAAGUGUCACAGAACAGCAUCAGUGGUAGUGGAAGUGGUGGCCCAGCCCGAGGGACUCAGAACCAGCUGCGUUGCGAACUUUGCGAUGUCUCCUGCACUGGUGCAGAUGCAUAUGCUGCGCACAUUCGUGGGGCCAAACACCAGAAGGUGGUGAAGCUGCACACGAAGCUUGGAAAACCCAUUCCUUCCACUGAGCCCAGCGUGGUGACCCAGACAUCACUGGCCACAACAGCAGCGCCCAGCAAACCUCCAAAUUCUGGCAUCAACACUGUGACUAACAGCAGCGCUGCUUCUAGCAGUGGCAACAGUAUAAGUCUAACAGCUCCAAAUUCCUCAUACUUGAAACCUAUCAACAUAGUUGGCAGUACUGGGAUGCUGUCUGGGCUGGCAAAGACACCUGCCCCUGUGUCCACACCUGCCAACACCCCUACUGUCAAAAAGGUCAACACACCCAAAAUUAACUUUGUUGGGGGCAACAAGGUGCAAAUCACAGUCCCCAAGCUAGAUGACAGCAAGAAUGAGACAGUGAAGACUACUCCGUCUGCAGCAGCAUCAGCUCCAACACAGGAGGCCAAGCCAGAGAGCAUGGCAGAAACCCUGUCUGCACAGUCCACCUUAGUUGCACUGCAGAGUGAUGUCCAGCCUGUAGGUCAUGACUAUGUGGAAGAGGUGCGCAAUGACGAGGGGAAAGUUAUCCGCUUCCAUUGCAAACUCUGUGAAUGCAGUUUCAAUGAUCCAAAUGCAAAAGAGAUGCAUCUGAAGGGAAGGAGGCAUCGUUUGCAGUAUAAGAAAAAAGUGAACCCAGAUCUCCAAGUAGAAGUGAAACCCAGCAUUCGGGCACGGAAGAUCCAAGAGGAGAAGAUGAGGAAGCAGAUGCAGAAGGAAGAGUACUGGAGACGGCGGGAGGAGGAAGAGCGCUGGAGGAUGGAAAUGAGGAGGUAUGAAGAGGACAUGUACUGGAGGCGCAUGGAGGAGGAGCAGCACCACUGGGAGGAGCGUCGCAGAAUUCCAGAUGGGAGCUACCCCCAAGGCCCUCCAGGGCCCCCUGGCUUGCUGGGAGUCAGACCUGGACUACCAAUCCCGCAACCACAGGGGCCAGUUCCCCCCCGACGGCCAGACUCCUCGGAUGAUCGCUAUGUUAUGACCAAGCAUGCCACCAUCUACCCAGUGGAGGAUGAGCUCCAGUCAAUUCAGAAGAUUGUGUCCAUCACAGAGCGGGCGCUCAAGCUUGUGUCUGACAUAAUCACAGACCAGGAGAAAAGCAAGGAUGACGACAAGGACAAAAACGAUGUCCAGAGAGACAGGGCUCUGAAGGGUGUGAUGAGAGUAGGGGUUUUGGCCAAAGGCUUGUUGCUUCGUGGAGACAAGAGCGUCAGCUUGGUUCUUCUCUGCUCCGAAAAGCCGACCAAGAGUCUCUUAAACUCCAUUGCAGAGCAUCUCCCCAAGCAGCUCAUGCUGGUAACACCAGAGAAAUACGACGUGAAGGCUUCUGUCCAGGAUGCUGCCAUCAUCCUCACGUCCUGUGCUGAGCCCAAGAUGGAAGUGACCAUCACGCUGACAUCACCCAUCAUGCGUGAGGAGAACACAAGGGAUGGAGAUGUAACCUCGGGUUUGGUGAAAGACCCAGCGGACGUCUUGGACAGGCAAAAAUGCCUUGACGCUCUGGCUGCUCUACGCCACGCUAAGUGGUUCCAGGCUAGAGCAAACGGACUUCAAUCCUGUGUGAUUAUUAUUCGCAUUCUGCGCGAUCUGUGUCAACGUGUUCCUACCUGGUCUGCUUUUCCUAGCUGGGCUAUGGAACUCCUUGUUGAGAAGGCCAUAAGUAGUGCUUCUGGGCCCUUGAGCCCUGGAGAUGCACUGAGGAGAGUCUUUGAAUGUAUUUCUUCCGGAAUCCUGCUGUCAGGUGGUCCAGGGUUGAUGGACCCAUGUGAGAAGAACCCCACAGACACCCUGAGCACAAUGACAGAGCAGCAAAGGGAAGACAUUACAUCCAGUGCACAGUUUGCACUGAGGCUGCUGGCAUUCCGCCAGAUCCAUAAGGUCUUGGGCAUGGACCCCCUUCCACAGAUGAACCAGCGCUUCAACAUCCGUAACAACCGCAAGAGACGACGAGACAACAGUGAUGGCGUGGACAGCUUUGAAGGGGAGGGAAAGAAGGACAAAAAGGACUACGACAGCUACUAGCCAUUCCCACACCACCAACUCAAUUAAACACACUAAUAUAAAGCAGUGUAUACAUACCCUUUUUUUGUUUUUACUUUUUAUAUAUUUCAGUUUUGUGAUUUCCUUAGUGUAGCUGGUCCUGUAAUCAUCAAAAGUGGUCCUGUUGGACUUUUAUUAAACUGGGUAAUGCCAAACUCAUACAUGUAGCUGUGCUGUAUUGUAUUGCUUGGCUGCAGAAUGUUCUGACAGUUGGGUCUAUCCUGUGUUCAUCUAAGCUAAAGUGGAUUCUGAAGUAUAAAUACUCAUGAUGGUAGUAUCCCAUGCUCUGCAACACAGAUUUUUUUUUUAUUUUAUUUUUUCCGAGGGGCAUUCCUACAUGUAAAAACAAAAUAGUAUUGUGAAUUUAUUCUGAGCAUCUGCUCAGGACAAGUACAACUUAGGUGCUUACAAGCAUAUCUUGCUUUUAAACAAAUUUCCAGGGUUGAAAGUUUAGUCUAGCCAAAACAAAGCACAUAGUUUAGGCUCAUAGAUUGUUUUCGAAGUGCUGUAAUAUGGAUUUAUUUUAAUAACACAAUGCAAACUAUGGCUAAUGUCUUGUGCUAAAGCUGGACUCAAGUGUUUGAUAGUUCAAGCUCAUGCCAGAUUGUCAUGCUUCUGCAAAUUUUUGUCAUGUUGUAUUAAAUUCCUGAAUGGUCACUGAUUUCUGAAGUUUGUGUUAAUGUUUAUUCAGUAAUUUAUGUAUCCUUUAAAUCAUUUGUGAUUUAAAAAAUAUCCUGCAUGUCCUUGCCCUCUUCAUUUGCUGCUUUUAAAAUUUGUAUUUUAUUAACGGGUUAAUUCACAAGACAUGCAUAGCUUUUGGCCUUAUUUUAAAUGCUCUCUCGUAUCUAAAUCUGAAGUAAUUGUGAGCUUGUGGCAGUUGCAUGCCACCUUAAUGUGUAAUUGCAAUUUUUUUUUUUUUGGUGAUCCAUUCUCCUUUGCCUGUCUGUCAGUGUGAAAGUGUACUAAUGAAUUACCAUACAAUUAAAAACUAACAAAAACUUUUUUGGUGCAUGCACCUGGAGUGAACUGUAUAAUUAUUUGCACAUCAGCAUUUAUGCAUUGUAUAUGUUGCUUUAGAAUAUUUGUGGUUAACAAUGGUGGAUAUGCAUUUAUUUUUUUAAAUGUGGUGAAUGUUCCUGCUUUACCAAUACUUUAAG